Zea mays is the source of this 3295-nucleotide messenger RNA. Its product is annotated as PRM5N superfamily protein. Lineage: Eukaryota; Viridiplantae; Streptophyta; Magnoliopsida; Poales; Poaceae. The record is from RefSeq and is a predicted model, not a curated record. Bases 52 to 1512 code for a protein of 486 amino acids. The transcript has 5 exons. Gene Ontology annotation, cellular component: Golgi apparatus. Gene Ontology annotation, molecular function: O-acetyltransferase activity.
CGUCGCGCGACGCGCACUUUGACCCCCACGGCCGCCGCAGAAACAACGACUAUGAGUACCAGCUACCUGCACACGACACACCCUGCGGCAAGCGUGCACCUUUUCUUCUUCCGUUCCAUGCGGCCCUCUCUCCUACCCAAAGCAAGCCACUCGACCAUGAAGCUCCACAACAUCAACCCGUCGUCUCGAAAGAUCUCCGUCGCCGUUGCCACGCCGGUCCUCGUCCUGCUGGCGUUCGCCGUCUUCUCGCUCUACGACAUCAACUUCGCUGAUAGUUACCAGUACAUACGCCGCGCCUCCUCUGCGUCGUCGUCGUCGUCGACGACGACGCCGAGUCUGGCCACUACCCCUUCGUCUUCGACGGUUCCGGACACGUCGUCGUCGUCGUCGUCUCCGAUCAACUCCUCCUCGUCUUCGACGUCUCCGGCCGCCACCACCGUCGAGGCCUGCGACCUUACGCGGGGCCAAUGGGUGCCGGACGACGUGGCGCCGUACUACACGAACCUGACGUGCCCGUUCAUCGACGACCUCCAGAACUGCAUCAAGUUCGGCAAGCCGAGCCUCGAGUUCCUGCGCUGGCGGUGGCAGCCCGACGGGUGCGACCUCCCCCGCUUCGACGCGGCGCGGUUCUUGGAGGCCAUGAGGGGCAAGUCUAUGGCAUUCGUCGGGGACUCCCUCGCCAGGAAUCACCUCAAGUCUCUGCUGUGCAUCCUCUCCCAGGUGUCACAGCCGGUGGAGAUCGUCACGAACACGGAGAUCGAUGUGACGGGGAGGGCCGUCCGGCGAGACUUCCACUACGGCAGGCACGGCUUCAACGUCUCCCUGUUCUGGUCGCCCUUCCUGGUUAAGGCCAACCUCUCUAACGCGGAGCUCGGCCUGGGCCUAUGGGACAUGCACCUCGACACGCCGGACGCCCGGUGGGCGGCGCACAUCGCCGACUUCGACUACAUCGUUCUCUCGGGCACCAACUGGUUCUUCCGCCCCUCCGUGUACCACGUGGGUGGGCGCCCCGUCGGGCGCAACAGCGGUGCCAGCGGCGCCCACAACGCGACCGAGAUGCCCGUUUCCGGCGCAGUGCGCGCCGCGUUCAGCACGGCGCUCGGCGCCAUCGCGGCCCGCGAGGGGUUCCGCGGCAAGGCCCUGGUCCGGACGGUCACGCCCGCGCACUUCGAGAACGGGGAGUGGAACACCGGCGGCGACUGCGUCCGCACGCUGCCGUUUCGCCGCGGCCAGCGCGCCCGGGACGCCGUCGUGGCCGAGUUCCGCGCGGCACAGGUUGACGCGCUCCGGGAAACCGAGGCGACAUCGCAUCGAGACGGCGCGGAGCUGCGGCUGUUGGACAUCACGGAGGCCAUGGAACUGCGGCCGGACGCGCACCCGAGCCGGUACGGACACCCGCCUGGCGGCAGCGUGGAGGGGAGCUUCGUGGUGGACUGCCUGCACUGGUGCCUGCCGGGGCCGAUCGACCUGUGGAGCGAGCUGCUUUUCCAGAUGCUGGAUGCUCAUCGAUAGCAUUGCUCGUGUUGUCUUGACAUUGAGUGAGUGGUGCAAAAUGCAACUUCUGUAAAUUGAUGUUUUGGCCAUGUCCAGAGCAAAGUAAAUUCACUUUUUUUUUGCACAAUUAUAAGCCUAAUAUCACACGCACAGUGAGCAGGGUUUUCUGUAGAAGGAACUCAGAAGUGGCAGUCGUGCCACGCACACUUUCACCUGCAUCGCCAGCAGGCAAUACAAAGCGCAAGCUGCGCUGCACAUCCUGCAUUUUCUCCGUUCUCCCAUCCCUUGACUUCUGAACAAGAAAGCGUCCUGAAUCGUAUCCGUCAGAACAUAGCUGCGUCCGUCGAUCAUGAUGCCACACAAGAACAGCCCGUCGUCCCCAAGGCGAUCGCCCGCCAUUGCCACACCUAUCAUCGUCCUGCUACUCCUUGCGCUUGUCUCGCUCUACGACAUGACCUUCUCUGAUCGUCACCCGCACAUCUCCUCCUCGUCGCCGUCUCCGGCUGGCGUCGCCAGUGCCUGCGACUUCACGCGGGGAGAGUGGGUGCCGGACACAGAGGCGCCGUACUACACGAACCUGACGUGCCCGUUCAUCGACGACCACCAGAACUGCUUGAAGUUCGGCAAGCCCAGCCUCGAGUUCAUGCGGUGGCGGUGGAGGCCGGAUGGGUGUGACCUCCCGCGCUUCGAUGCGGCGCGGUUCUUGGAGGCCAUGAGGGGCAAGUCCAUGGCCUUCGUCGGAGACUCCCUCUCCAGGAACCACGCCAAAUCUUUGCUCUGCCUCUUGUCCAAGGAGGCACAACCGGUGGAGGUCCGGACGGCGCCGGAGAUCGACGUGACGGGGAGAGUCGUCCGGCGCGACUACCGCUACGGCAGCUACGGUUUCACCAUCUCCCUCUUCUGGUCGCCCUUCCUGGUGAAGGCCAACCUGUCGAACGCGACGCUCGGCCAGUGGGACCUCCACCUGGACACGGCGGACGCCCGGUGGGCUUCGCACAUCGCCGACUUCGACUACGUCGUCAUGUCAGGAACCAACUGGUUCCUGCGCCCAUCGGUGUACCGCGAGGGAGGGCGCGUCGUCGGGCGCAACGCCGCCGCCGCCGCCGCCGGAAACUCGACCGAGCUGCCCGUGCCCCGUGCCGUGCGCGCCGCGUUCCGCACGGCCCUGGGCGCCAUCGCGGCCAGCGAAGGGUUCCGUGGCAAGGUCAUCCUCCGCACGGUGACGCCCGCGCACUUCGAGAACGGGGAGUGGAACACCGGCGGCGACUGCGUCCGCACACGCCCAUUCCGGCGCCGCGAGCGCGAGCUUGGCGCCGUGGAGGCCGAGUACCGCGCAGCGCAGGUUGACGCGCUCAGGGAGACGGAGGCGGUGAUGCGGAGGGACGGCACGGACCUGCUGCUGCUGGACAUCACGGAGGCGAUGGACCUGCGGCCGGACGGGCACCCGAGCCGGUACGGUCACCCGCCCGGUGGCAGCGUCGAGGGAACUUUCGUGGUGGACUGCCUGCAUUGGUGCUUGCCGGGGCCGAUCGACCUGUGGAGCGAGCUGCUGCUGCAGAUGCUGCUUUCUCGACAAUAGCACUGUUCGUGCUACCAUUCAAGCUAAAAGAUUUUUUUUUUGCCAUUGUUCGAAGCAAAGUAACUCGGCAUUGUUCAAAGGAAGCAAAAAGUUGUCCAGGAUAGUCUUUUCUCUUGCUUUUGGGGCCAGCCAUUGCGUCCGGCUCCCGAGUGGUUGACUUCCUUCAGCAACUAAGCUACUUCUUUCUGCUGCAACUUUGCUUAUACUAUCGUGAUCACGAUC